Lathyrus oleraceus (garden pea) is the source of this 2333-nucleotide messenger RNA. RefSeq names its product aminopeptidase M1. Lineage: Eukaryota; Viridiplantae; Streptophyta; Magnoliopsida; Fabales; Fabaceae. Gene Ontology annotation, molecular function: zinc ion binding; metalloaminopeptidase activity; peptide binding. The record is from RefSeq and is a predicted model, not a curated record. Gene Ontology annotation, biological process: peptide catabolic process; proteolysis. The coding region runs from base 466 to 2202 and encodes 578 amino acids. The transcript has 17 exons. Gene Ontology annotation, cellular component: cytoplasm; membrane.
GUUUGAGAGCACUAUUGGUUACUAUAUAUCAUAUGGAUAUGCAGCAAAUAUGAGCAUAAUGGUGAGAAGAGGAACAUGGCAGUUACACAGUUUGAACCAGCUGAUGCCAGAAGAUGCUUUCCUUGUUGGGAUGAACCUGCUUGCAAGGCCACUUUCAAGAUUACAUUGGAUGUGCCUUCCGACCUUGUUGCUCUUUCCAACCUGCCAGUUGCUGAAGAAAAAAUUGAUAACAAUCUCAAAACUGUUUCAUAUCAAGAAUCACCAAUCAUGUCAACAUAUUUGGUUGCUAUCGUUGUUGGUUUGUUUGAUUACGUGGAAGAUCAUACUCCCGAUGGGGUAAAAGUCUGAGUGUAUUGUCAAGUUGGCAAGGCAAACCAAGCGAAAUUUGCACUUGAUUUUGGUGUGAAAACUUUGGGACUAUACAAGGAUUACUUCGACAUUCCUUACACCUUGCCAAAAUUGGAUAUGAUUGCAAUACCUGAUUUUGCUGCUGGAGCCAUGGAGAAUUAUGGUUUGGUUACAUAUCAGGAGACUUUUUUACUCUUUGAUGAUCAGCAUUCUUCUGUUGCUAACAAACAGUGGGUUGCAAUUGUUGUAGCUCAUGAACUAGCACAACAAUGGUUUGGCAAUCUUGUUACAAUGGAGUGGUGGACCCAUUUAUGGCUGAAUGAGGGUUUUGCAACAUGGUUGAGUUACUUAGCAGCCGAUGACUCGUUUCCUGAGUGGAAAAUAUGGUCUCAAUUUCUUCAUGAAUGUGAGGCAGGUCUUAGACUGGAUGGGCUUGCCGGAUCCCACCCAAUUGAGGUGGAGAUAAAUCAUGUUCGCGAGAUUGAUGAGAUAUUUGAUUCAAUAAGCUAUAAAAAAGGUGCAUCUGUUAUUAGGAUGCUGCAAAGCUAUCUUGGUGCUGAAAGCUUUCAGAGGUCACUAGCUUCAUAUAUAAAAAGGCAUGCUUGUUCAAAUGCUAAAACUGAGGAUCUAUGGGCAGCACUUGAGGAAGGAUCUGGUGAACCCGUGAAUAAGUUAAUGACCACAUGGACUAAGCAGCAAGGAUAUCCUGUUGUAUCUGUUAAAGUCAAUAAUCAGAAUUUGGAGUUUGAUCAGUCACAGUUCUUAUCAAGUGGUGCUCAAGGGGAAGGCCAAUGGAUUGUUCCAAUAACACUAUGCUUUGGCUCAUAUGACGUCCGCAAAAAUUUCCUCUUCCAAACAAAAUCUGAAACGCAUGAUGUUAAAGAGUUACUCGGUUCCCCGAUUGCCGAAGACAACAAAUCUUGGAUUAAACUUAACGUGGACCAGGCUGGUUUCUACAGGGUCAAAUAUGAUGAGCUGCUUGCUGCUAAACUUAGAUAUGCAAUAGAGAAACAAUUAUUAUCUCCAUCAGACCGGUUUGGAGUUUUGGAUGAUACAUAUGCACUCUGUAUGGCUCGCAAAGAAUCAUUAACCUCCUUGCUUAACUUGAUGGCAGCUUAUAGGGAGGAAGAUGAUUAUACUGUGCUCUCUAACCUGAUAUCUAUAAGUCAAAAAGUUCAACGUAUUGCAGCUGAUGCAGUUCCGGACUUACUAGAUUAUUUCAAACAGUUUUUUAUCAAUGUUCUCCAGUACUCUGCAGAGAGGAUUGGUUGGGAUCCUAAACCAGGAGAAACUCAUGAUGAUGCGUUGUUGAGAGGAGAAAUUUUGACUUUCCUUGCUAAAUUUGGACAUGAUCUGACACUGAAUGAAGCAAGCAAGCGAUUCCAGGCUUACUUAGAAGACAGAAAUACUCCACUUCUUCCACCUGAUAUAAGAAGGGCAGUUUAUGUGGCUGUAGUAAAACAGGCAACCAAAUCUAUCCGGUCGGGUUAUGAAUCACUUCUGAAAGUAUACAGAGAAACUGACCUAAGUGAGGAGAAAACACGUAUUCUGGGCUCACUGUCUUCUUCAUCUGAUCCAGACCUAAUUCUUGAAGUUCUUAACUUUAUGUUAUCUUCGGAGGUUAAAAUUCAAGAUGCUCCUUGUGGACUCGGUGUCAAUCGGGAGGGAAGAGAUGUGGCUUGGGCCUGGCUUAAGGAAAAUUGGGAACACAUCUCAAAAACUUGUGGUUCUGGAUUUUUAAUAACUCGCUUUGUCAGUGCAACUGUCUCACCGUUUGCUUCCCUUGAGAAUGUUGGCGUUAGCUGUUAUCAAGAUUUUAGGAACUAUAAUAGGAAUAUAGUUAUUAAUUGUUAAUUACCAUGAUUUGGCUAUAAUUAUUCUGAUUUACUUAUAAUUAGAAAUAGAUUUUCUGUGUAUAUAAAUAUAACCUAUUCCCUCCUUGUAAUACACGAUUGAAAUAAUAUGAAAAUUGUAUAUCAGUUUAA